AUGAAGAGUGGAGAGAACUGGAUGGCGUACACCAGUCUUAACAAGGGAUAUAGAGACUGUAAAGAGUCAUCCUGUGACAACCUCAUUCAACAGCCCUUACCUGGUCAGGAAGAAGAACAUCUGAGGUUCCACCCAGAGAUGACCUUACUUGGCGAGGAGCCCAUUGCCUCACUUGGUGUUUCUUCUCUUCUUAAGGACAUAUCUUCUGUCUUCAGUAUCCUGGUGCCGUAUCAAGCAUCAUUCCACAGAGAUGCCAAUCAGCUGGGCUGUGAGGAUGCUGUGGAGAAAGUGGAGACACAGCGAGACUUAGCUGGUUGCCUUCCUAGCAAGGAAUACUUUCAAAGAUUCCUCAAUGUGGCGUCCAGAAAUCACACACAUGCUCCAGAAUUCCUUCUCUUGGGAUUGACAGAUGAUCCAGAACUGCAGCCCCUCAUUUUCUAUCUUUUCCUGUCCAUGUACCUGGUCACCAUCCUGGGAAAUCUGCUCGUCAUCAUGGCUGUCAUCUCUGACUCCCACCUCCACACCCCCAUGUAUUUCUUUCUCUCCAAUCUGUCCUUUACUGACAUCUGUAUAAGCACAACCACGAUCCCAAAGAUGCUGCUGAACAUACAAGCACAGAAUCAAGGCAUCACUUAUACAGGCUGCCUCACCCAGAUUGUCUUUGCCCUGGUUUUUGCUGUAUUUGAGAAUUUUCUCCUUGCAGCAAUGGCCUACGACCGCUAUGUGGCCAUUUGUCACCCACUCAUUUAUAUGGUCAUCAUGAAUCCCCGAAUCUGUGUCCUGCAGAUUCUUCUCUCUCUGUCUCUUAGCAUUGUGGUUGCCUUGCUCCAUGGCUUGAUGGUGUUACAACUCUCCUUCUGCAAGGUUCUGGAAAUCCCUCACUUCUUCUGUGAACUUGCACAGGUCCUCAAGUUUGCCUGUUCUGAUACCCUCAUCAAUAACAUCCUGAUAUAUUUUACAACUAGCUUAUUUGGUAUUCCUAUGUGUGGAAUUAUUUUCUCUUAUACUAAGAUAGUCUAUUCCAUUUGGAGAAUGCCAUCAGUGAGUGGCAAGUAUAAAGCUUUUUCCCCCUGUGGGUCUCACCUCUCAGUUGUGUCUUUAUUCUAUGGGACAGGUUUGGGUGUGUACAUUAGUUCUGCUCUUACUAACUCUUCCAGAAACACUGCAGUGGCUUCAAUGAUGUAUACAGUCAUCCCUCAAGUUCUGAACCCAUUCAUCUAUAGCCUGAGAAACAGGGACAUGAAGGGAGCCUUCAGAAAACUCAUCAGUAGGUCACUUUCUCUUCUGUGA
Molecule: messenger RNA, 1290 nt
Organism: Diceros bicornis minor
Lineage: Eukaryota; Metazoa; Chordata; Mammalia; Perissodactyla; Rhinocerotidae
Product: olfactory receptor 7G2-like
Exons: 5
Coding region: 1-1290 (429 amino acids)
Biological process (GO): G protein-coupled receptor signaling pathway
Cellular component (GO): membrane
Molecular function (GO): G protein-coupled receptor activity; olfactory receptor activity
Source: RefSeq, a predicted model, not a curated record